Messenger RNA from Uncinocarpus reesii 1704, 2619 nucleotides. RefSeq lists its product as uncharacterized. The record is from RefSeq and is a predicted model, not a curated record. NCBI's taxonomy places the organism in Eukaryota, Fungi, Ascomycota, Eurotiomycetes, Onygenales, Onygenaceae. Gene Ontology annotation, cellular component: Rpd3S complex. Bases 1 to 2619 code for a protein of 872 amino acids. The transcript has a single exon. Gene Ontology annotation, biological process: regulation of transcription by RNA polymerase II.
AUGGCUCCUCAGCUCCGUUCUCGCACUCGCGCUGCUGGAGAUUCUUCGCGUCCUGCAACCCCUCUCGAUGCACCUCAAAGCAAUACUGCUACCUCCUCCGAGACUUCACGUCCUAAGAAACAGCGCAAAACUGGUGCAAAAACCAGUGUUCCUGUCGGUAACACUGCCGAAGAACCCGCACGCAAGCGAAAGAGAAAGACCAAAGUUGGCCCAGCAGAAAGCAUUCAAGAAUCUUCCGAUCAACAGACUACUGGUGCCGAAUCCCAAACCGAUCCGUCGCGUCCCCCCAGUGCACGUAAUACUCGCCCGUUGCCCCCAUCAACGUGGAAGGAACCUCGAUCAUGGAAGAAGAAGACAAAGCCGAGUUUCGAAGAUCUCAAGGUUCGGAGAGGCGGUAUCUUUCAGCACCAGUUCGGUCUUGGCUCUCGCCCUACCCUUGCCAAUCUUAGAACUGGAAAACUUGUUGAAGACGACGAGGAAACUGUAGCCAAAAAGCAGGCUGCCAAGGGCAAAAAGCGAGGUCGAGUCGCUAAAUCGAGGAGAUCAAGGAAAUCGAAGAAACCUGCAAAAGCAACCAGUCAAGCCAAAGCUACUCAAGCACUCGAGACUGCUAUCAAUGAUUCGACAGCCGCCUCCACGUCCCAAGAAGAACCGGUGACGCCAGAAACCGUCCCUGCCGAAGAAGAACAGCAUAUCGUUACUGAAGAAAAUGAGCCGGUUGUCCAGCAUACCCAUUCUGAUUCUGGCAAGGACUUGGAAGCCGAUAUCGCUCAACCAGUCAAUACCUCGACAGCUCCACCCGUCCCAAUGGAACUCAAAUGCAGCAAAGAGAGAUUCAACGAAGUCUUCGAGUCAACAAUCUCCAGGGCUCAAGCGUCCAAUGACAUCAAAGUUGCAGAGGGACUCCGUUGGAUGUUGACUGCAGCGGAAACAGAUCCCUUUCUUUUAAAGAUCAUGGACGAUGUUGUUGCCGAUCCAACCCAAGAACACACAGCUGUGUUCCAGGCCGCACUCCGGGAUGUGGUCAAGAAGCUUAAAGCCGAAGAACCCGUUGCUGCCGCCACUGUUGAAGGCCGUGAGGAAUCUUCAUCCUCACUUUCAACUGCCAAAUCCUUGGAAGCCGAUACCACCAAAUCAUUGGAAGCUGAUACCGCCGCUCCAAUACAGCCACCAAAGAUUUGGCAACCUCUUUGGGAUGAAGGAUUGCGACCUGAAGAGGAAGACCCCAACCCAUAUCUUCCCACUGACCCAGUGAUUCCAGCCUGUCCAAAGAAAAGAGUCGGUAAACAUCCUGAACUCGUGGCGCUCGCGGGCAAGAAAAGGGCGCUGUCGAAUGCAAAGGAGUAUCCUGGCUACAAGGUUCGCGCCAGCAACCUUCGGACUCGCAUCGUGGUGCAGCCUCAACCUCAACCUCCCCGGAGGCUUGCACGUUCAUUUGACGACGAUGAUGCAGCUUCUGUCCAGUCUGUGGAAAAUCGCAAAUCGAAACCAGCGGAUAUCGACAACAACGACUUUUGCCGUGUGUGCAAUGGUACCGGCAACCUCUUGUGCUGCGACGGUUGUGUGGAUUCGUUCCACUUUGCUUGUCUCAGUCCACCUCUGGAUGCCAAUUCCCCACCUGCGGGACAGUGGUUCUGUCCCACUUGUGAGCGGAAAGGCCCAGGGGCUGUGUUUGAGGCGGCAAUGGACACGAUCCCCCGAGCUCGCUAUGAGGUGCCGGCCGAGAUCCGUAACGAGUUCGCAGAGGUACAGACUGCGGAGGAUGGGUCCUACGAACACCAUCGGCCAGAAGAGCUCCCACCGACGGUCAAAGAGACAAAGAAGCUGACCUGGGAUCAGAUGGCCGAUGCCCGUGUCAAAGUCUUCCACGAACGAGACGACAAUGGAAACCUGAUCAUAUGCACGAGAUGUCACCGGGCCAAUCUUGAAGGUGAACGACAAGUCAUGAAGUGCGACCAUUGUUCGUCGUGGUGGCAUCUGGAUUGCCUGGAUGAGAACUAUUCUCAUCCGCCACUACAGUUCACGGGAAGCAGCAAUCCACGGCACUACUGGAAAUGCCCAAAUCACCUGGACAGCAUGCUCAAGGGCCUUGGUGACGGCGUUCGAUUCCGCCGUCGACGUCGUCACCACGAGCUUGCCGACGUUGAGCUGCUGCCGUCGGCUUACGAGACGGACUCUUUCCACCAAGAAGACAAUUACGGAAAGGGUUUCCGGGUGACCGAGCGCGGCAUGAUCCAGAAUUUUAUCGAGCGCGCCCGUCGGGAUCACGCUGAAAGGAGAGCGCUCAAUGCCCUCAAGGCAGUCGAGGACCAAGCCCGGGCUCUACUUGUCCCCACCGGGGGGACACCCGGAUCCUCAGUCGGGGUCGCCAAUGCAGCCGGUGCAUUGGUGGAUCGAUGCCCCGAAGAGCGCGAGGGUGCCUUGGCCCUUUUGGCAAUGGCAAACCCUCAACCAGCUUCUAGCCGAGUAGGGCAGCUGGUCUCCCAGCUUGUUGCUGAAUCGCCGGAGACGGUUCGCAACGCGACAAGUGAGAUUGAACUCCUUCAAUCUCUCCAAGGUCUGAUCAGUCAGCGUCUCCAGGGCCUGACUGCGACUUCGUCGACUGAUGUCACCAACUGA